This is a messenger RNA of Closterium sp. Naga37s-1, 1449 nucleotides long. The record is from the annotation of a GenBank genome assembly. Lineage: Eukaryota; Viridiplantae; Streptophyta; Zygnematophyceae; Desmidiales; Closteriaceae.
AUGCGAGAUGUGUUUUCAACUUACCCGAGAGCCGUCGAAGCGGCAGCAGAGAGGAAUGCUUCGCGAAGCCGCGAGUGUACCAACUGGGCGACCUCACGUGCUUCUCCCUCGAGGCGUAUCUCGAGCUGCCGUCGAGAGAGAGAGAGAGAGGAAGCACUCCUCACAUUUCCCUCCUCACACGUUUCCCUCCUCACAUUUCGCUCCUCACAUUCCCCUCCUCACAUUUCCUCCACACAUUUCCCUCCUCACAUCCCCGUCCUCACAUUUCCCUCCUCGCAUCCCCCUCCUCCCAUUCCCCUCCUCACGCCCACAUUUGUCACACUCACCUCCUCGCAUGCACAUGCCUAUCCAGCACACCCCGCGUGGCCAACAUCCCUCUGUGGGACACACGAAACCUCAUCCCUUUCCUCCUUCCCGUCUCUCUCCCUCCCCAUUCUCCACCUCUCCGCCCCCACCACGCCCCCUCCACCAGCCACCACACUGACGGGAUUCCACCUCACGUUCACCGGCCUGUUCGGGGCGCUGUGCGUGUGGCUGGGGUACCUGUCGGGGACAGCCAACAUCCCUCUGUGGGACAUCGUGUGGUUCGGCAUGCUCGCCAACCUCUCCAUCGUCGGCAUGAACCUGUCGCUUAUGUCUAAUUCGGUCGGGUUUUACCAGAUAUCGAAGCUCGCCAUCAUCCCAGUGACCUGUCUGUGUGAGACGCUGCUGCACGCCAAGGCCUACUCAAGGGAGGUCAAGCUGUCAGUGGUCGCGGUCAUGCUGGGAGUGGGCGUGUGCACCGUCACUGACAUCUCCGUCAACGCGUUUGGGCUCGUUACUGCGACUGUGGCGGUGGUUUCUACGUCGCUCCAGCAGAUUUUCGUGGGCGAGCUGCAGAGGAAGCACAACGUGGGGUCGUUUGAUCUGCUGCGCCAGACAGCGCCCAUCCAGGCCGUCACCCUCGUGAUUGUCGGGCCCUUCCUCGACUACCUCCUCACCUCGCAGAACCUUCUUGAGUUCCCCGUCACCAGCAACGCUGCGCUUUUCAUCUUCCUCUCGUGCGCUUUUGCCAUUGGGUGCAACCUCUCCGUGUACCUCUGCAUCGGAAAGUUCUCGGCAACGUCCUUCCAGGUGCUGGGGCACAUGAAGACGGUGGUGGUGCUCAUUCUCGGCUGGACUGUUUUCAAGGACCCCUUCACUCUCAAGAAUUUCAGUGGCAUGCUCAUGGCUAUUGUCGGUAUGCUGUUGUAUAGCUGGGCUGUGGAGAAGGAGAAGGGGGAGAAGGGCGGGAAGGAGGGCAAGGGAGGGAAGGAGGGGUUGCCGCUGCUGCCGGUGCAGAAAGGGGAGGAGGGAGGGGGAGGCGGGAUGGGGGAGGAGGGGAAGGGGGAUGUGGAGUAUGGGGGGGUGAUGGGGGAGAAUGGGAGGAGGCCCAGCUCCCCGACAAAAGGGGGGAGAGGGUUGUUGUAA